Molecule: messenger RNA, 501 nt
Organism: Protopolystoma xenopodis
Lineage: Eukaryota; Metazoa; Platyhelminthes; Monogenea; Polystomatidea; Polystomatidae
Source: the annotation of a GenBank genome assembly
UGGCUGUCUGAGUGGCUUCGACAGAACCCAAGUCGGCUGGCCGUGGAACCUGAAGCUCCUGUCUGCUCGAGUCCCUCUUCUCUAACUGGAAUCCAUCUGGCUAGUCUUUCUAGGGUCCAGAUGCCCUGCAUCUCCGGGACAAGGCCUUUGACUGCGGCACCCACUUUAUCGAUGGCUGGAAACCCUUUAAAAAGUAAAACAAAUACGGCUGCUUUUACUCAAGAAGGUCUGGAGGUGAAAUGCAUAAUUCCGGAUACGAAUUACGCCGAUAAAAGGAGUGUACACGAUAUGGAAGAAAAUGAAUGCUGUGUUUCAUCGCAUUUACGUAGUUCCCUAUUGCCUUGCUUUAUCUUGCUUUUUAUAGCCAAACUUCCUGCUUGUAACAACACAGAGUCUCCAUGCCCUGAGACCUGUUCUUGCGAAAACGGUAGUGUGAAUUGCUCGGACAAAAAUCUAGCCGAAAUUCCGGAAAAUUUGCCUCCUAAUACAGUUAAAUUGUGA